AUGGUCACCAAACAUUACACUUCCAUUAACCAUGACAGUGCACCAGAUGAUUUCACAACACAGCAACAAGCAGUAUCAUUCCACCACAACACAACUGUGAAAUAUCAUACAGUAGUAACUCAGACAGAGAAUCAUAACAACCAAACAAUCAGCACAGCUAAAAAGACACCCACUCCGAAAGGUCCUCACACCUACAAUUCAUUUGUUGCCUAUUGUUAUUGUGUGAAUUAUAUAUUGGGAGUUGGAGUUUUGGGAAUUCCUUAUGCUUUUCAGAAAGGUGGUCUACUAAUGGGUCCUAUCUUUCUCUUAAUAGUUACAUUAUUGGCUGGUAUGGUUCUGGUUUGGAUUUUAGAAACAUUGUGUAGAUCUGUGCCAUUCUUUAAGGAAAAAGAAGAACAAAAGAAGGAUUACAAAAUGUUGUCUGCUUCCUCUUCAGUUUCAUUACCCACAGUUGAAUCGUCAGCUUCUGUAGAUUCUAAUAUUAAUGCUGUUGAAGAAGAGGAAACAUCUACUACUCCUCCUGAUGAUAAAAAAGAAACUAAACAAGUUGACACUACUUCAAUUGCAACAGAAGAAGGAACAAGGAUUGAAUUUCCAUUCCCAGAAAAGAAGUAUGAAAUGAAUGAAUUGUGUGCACUCCUUCUUGGUUGGCCAGGUAAAAUAAUCUAUGAAGGAGCUCUUGCAUUAUGUCUGUAUGGUAAUUUAUGGGCCUUGUCAACUAUAUUUGCAGAGUCAAUGUCAUCAAAUGUUCCACUUCCAGUUGGACCUAAUAAUUACAAUUGGUUUACUUGUAAUGUUUACACAGAUGGUUCAUCAAAUUGUGAUGCAUUGUACAAAAUUUAUAUUGGAGUUUUUGCUUUAUUUGUUAUUCCAAUGACUUGUUUGAAUUUAACAGAACAAAAGAUUGUUCAAAUAUUCUUGACAAUAUUUAGAUAUGUUGCUUUAACAUUGAUGGUUGUGACAACUUUGGUUUCCAUAUUUGUUGAUCCUUAUUCAAGAUAUGAACAUAAUCCACAUAUUGCAAUGGAAAGACAUGGACCAUAUACUUCACCAACUAGCUUAGUUUCUGUGUUGGGAUUUUCUACUCUAUUACCUGUUUGCAUUUAUGCUCAAAUUUUACAUCAUUCAGUUCCUGGUUUGUGUGAACCAGUGAGGAAUAAGAAACAUUUACCUAAAAUUUUCACAUCAACCUUCAUUACCACAUUCUUUAUUUAUUCAUUAUUGGGAAUUGUGCUUAGUAUUUAUUAUGGAGAUAACAUUCAACCUGCUUGUUCAUUGAAUUAUGUUUGGUACAGAGGUGGAAAACCAUUUGGAAUGAGACAACCAUGGUGGAGUCAUGUUAUUAUAUGGACAAUAGCGUUAUUCCCUGCUGUAGAUGUUAUUUCUGCAUUUCCAUUGAAUGGAAUUACUUUGGGAAAUAAUUUGUUUGCUGCCUUCUUCUCUGGAACCAAGUGGAUCAACAAUAGAAAGAUCCAAAUCUUGUUUAGAUUAAUUGUUGCCAUUCCACCAUUGAUCGGUGCCUUAUUUGUAAAGAAUCUUGACGCUAGUAAGUAG
Messenger RNA from Naegleria gruberi, 1554 nucleotides. RefSeq lists its product as uncharacterized. The record is from RefSeq and is a predicted model, not a curated record. The coding region runs from base 1 to 1554 and encodes 517 amino acids. Lineage: Eukaryota; Heterolobosea; Eutetramitea; Acrasida; Naegleriidae. The transcript is spliced from 4 exons.